AUGGACAACCCUCCGCGAUUCGUGAUCGGGCACCAUGACCCAAAAAUUCCAAUCCCAGUCACACCCGAGACGAUACAGGAUGCGCACGCAGCAAAUUAUGAUAUGGUGACAACGCCAAUCACAACUCCACAUUUUCAUUCCAGGGUCUUGACUCUCCUCUCUUCAUCUCUUUCUCGAAAUGACGUCGAGUCUGGUGAAGAUAUUACCCAAUCCCGGAACGCUUCUCCAGUCGUUAUUCCACCUCUAGUACCAGCAGAUACGCCGUUGACCCCGAACGAAUCUAUCAGCCAGAUCAUCGCAGUCACAAGCUCAUGGAUUGAUCUGAGCUCGCCUGACCCAAUCAUUGCCGAUGUCUCGCGACAAGUCCUGAGGUUGGAGUUGGCAUAUGCUGCUUUCUGCGGAGUCACAUACGUUCUCAUUCCAGGGCCUCGCUUGCGUGGUCAAGGUGCAGUCAAUACCCAAGUUGCUCAGUAUGCCCGUGCCAUUCUGGAAGGUAUCAGCCAAGGCCCUUACAUGCAGCUAUACAUCUGGCUGCCUAUGAUCGAUCAUGUAGACGAGCAAGAAGACCAAAUGGGUGAUUUGGCGCCCUUUGCUCGCCAGCAGUUCUUGGAUCCAGAUGAGGCCGAAACAAGGAGGUUAGAUAUAUUCGGCUCCUGGCAGGCUUGGGACAUGAUUAGAUCGAUAUGUAAAUAUCCAUCUAGAAUGUGUGUAGCACUAUCCAUACCGAAACUUCUACCACCAACACCAGUCCAGUCUCGAUGGUACUCCGAACCAGUUCGCCUCAUCACCCUCGACGCCAAAAUCUUUGCGAAAAACCCCAAACUCUACCCUGUCCUACCUCGGGCACAUCAAGCAUUCAUAAGUCGUUUCGUUUCACUUCGAACUCCACCUUGGUUCCUCCUCUGCAACGUCGGACCAAUUCCAGCAACAACAAACACCCCCAAUGGUGCCAACGGAACGACAUUUCCAACUCUGGCAGAGGCGACAGAGAAUCCGCACAUUAAGGACCCGACGCCACAUCUAUCUUACAUGCGAAAUUUGCAGAACAAGCAACCCGUCCCGACCGCUUUAGAUCGCUUUGGUGCCGGAUACCAAGACUACCUUCAAGCGCCACUGCAACCACUGACCGUCAACUUGGAAAGCAUCACGUACGAGGUCUUCGAAAAAGACCCCAUCAAGUAUGCCUGGUACGAGCGAGCAAUUGCCCGCGCCCUGCACGACUGGAUCGAGCAAGGCAAACCGACAUCCAAUCCAGACGGUCGAGUCGUGGUAGCCGUGGUCGGCGCCGGUCGAGGUCCGCUCGUCACCCGUGCCCUCAAAGCAAGUGAAGAUGUCGGUGUCGAGAUCGACAUGUGGGCUCUCGAAAAAAACCCAAACGCAUUCGUCCUGCUCCAGCGCCACAACGAGACAACCUGGAACCAGCGCGUCAACCUGGUCAAGUCCGACAUGAGAACAUGGCGUGGCCCACUCCAGCCAGCAAGCUCUAAACCCACCCGCCGGAUCUACAAUACCGAGGACGGCACGCACGAUCACAACGAAGACACGAAAGACGCAGCACCCGGCACCUUUACGGGUUCUCCAUCUCUAGACUCCACAUAUCUUAUGGCCACCAGCAACCCAACCUCUGCACCGACACCCUAUAAGAUCGACAUUCUGAUCUCCGAGCUUCUAGGCUCAUUCGCCGAUAACGAGCUCUCGCCCGAAUGUCUCGACGGCGUGCAACAUCUGUUAAAUCCCGUCCACGGCAUCUCCAUCCCAGCAUCAUACACAGCGCACAUUACACCCAUCGCCGCGUCCAAACUUCAUUCAGACAUCAUGCACGGUAUGAGCCCGACCAACCCCAGCGCCGCGGAAACGCCGUACGUAGUCAUGCUGAACGCCAUCGACUUUCUCAGCACAACUACCCCUGAACCGUCGGCAACAGAAUCUCACCCAACAUCGCCAACACCAACGUCCCCAUCUACUUCGGGGCAAGCAACACCGUACUCCAAAGCCCAUACACCGCGACGCACUUCGCAAACCCCUGCACCCGCACAGAAUCAACCAUCAACACCAAUUCCCGUGAUAGGCACAACAUGGUCCUUCCACCAUCCCAACCCCUCCCUCCCUCCCAUGGUAGACGGCACACCCAGCAACGCGCACAACGCACGCAGCUCAACCCUCACAUUCUCCGUGCCCAACCGCGGCACUUGCAACGGUCUAGCCGGAUACUUUGAAACAGUCCUGUACCGGGGCGUCGAGCUCUCCACGAAUCCUAACACCAUGGACGCCAAGAGCGAGGGUAUGAUCAGUUGGUUUCCCAUAUAUUUCCCGCUGAAGGCUCCGCUCACUGUGCCUGAUAACGCGGAACUAAGCGUGACGAUGUGGCGGAGGACCGACGAUCGAAGGGUCUGGUAUGAGUGGAUUGUUGACGCGUUCAUAUACUUACCGUCAUCCACUGCAAAUGGCAAGGCAGGCGCGAUGUCUAGAGGUCCGAAAGUACGCGUCGGUGGGAGUGAACUGCACUCGUCGGAGAAGGAGGCUUGUUUGAUGUAGAGCUCGACCACUUGUUUGAGUGAGUCUGGUUCGUCGGCCUCUCUCGGCGUGGUGGUGCAAAAAAGGAGUAUGGCCAGCUGUACGAUCAGUCCCUUUCCGGGCCAGCCUGGACAGCCCAGGUCUUAAGUAAGCAAGUGAUGGGCCACUGUAUGAUAAAAGACA
This is a messenger RNA of Exophiala viscosa, 2697 nucleotides long. RefSeq names its product protein arginine N-methyltransferase 5. The record is from RefSeq and is a predicted model, not a curated record. Gene Ontology annotation, biological process: peptidyl-arginine N-methylation; regulation of DNA-templated transcription. Lineage: Eukaryota; Fungi; Ascomycota; Eurotiomycetes; Chaetothyriales; Herpotrichiellaceae. Gene Ontology annotation, cellular component: cytosol; nucleus. Bases 1 to 2535 code for a protein of 844 amino acids. The transcript has 4 exons.